AUGUUCCCCAGGGUGAUUUUGAAGGGAAUGAUGAUCAAAAAAUCUCAGCAAAAGAAAAGAACAUCGCCAAGCAACUACAAAGAAAGACUUUUUGUAUUGGACACCCAAGACUUGAAGUAUUCUGAACGCCGUCCGGGGAAAAAGCCCAUGGUGAAAGGUUGCAUCGAGUUGUCCAACAUUAAGUGUGUGGAGAUUGUUUGUAGUGAUGUCCCGAUACCAUGCGAUUAUAAGUACCCUUUUCAGGUUUUUCAUGGCAACCUUUACCUCUACGUUUUUGCCCCAGACAAUGAUUGCCGUCAAAGAUGGGUCAGAGCCAUUAAAGAGGAGACAAAAUAUAAUAAUUUGGUUUCCAAAUACCACCCAAACUUCUGGUUGGAUGGAAAAUGGAGAUGUUGCCUCCAAACAGAGAAACUGGCGACGGGCUGUCAAAUGUAUGACCCCAUUGGUUAUGCUUCCAAAAGGCCACUUCCUGAAAUCCCAGGUCCAGAGAUGCAAGUGUUUGAUUCAGGACAGAGGAUGGUCAUCGCUCUGCAAGACUACAUGCCAUAUGUAGACGACGACUUGCCGCUUCAGAAAGACCAGGAGUAUGUCCUGUUAAACAACGACCACCCUGACUGGUGGUCCAUACAGGAUGACAAAGGGAACACAGGCUUCGUGCCCAGUACUUAUGUAGCUGAAAAAUCUGGCAACAACUUUGAGAGAUUCGAAUGGUACAACAGAAACAUAACCAGAGGCGAAGCAGAACAGUUGUUAAUGAAAGAGGGUAAAGAAGGUGCAUUCAUGGUACGUGACUCAAGACAAGCAGGAGUCUACACAGUGUCUGUGUUCACCAAAGCACCAGGGUCUAACGGGGAGAAGAAUCCAAGAGUGAAACAUUACCAAAUCAGACAGGCGGAAACAGGGGAGUCAUUUUACUUGGCCGAGAAGUACCUGUUCAGCACCAUUCCUGAGCUCAUCAAGUACCACCAACACAAUGCUGCCGGCCUGAUAACACGUUUGAGACACGCUGUUUCUCAAGACGGAGGCUGCUCCCAGGACACUGCUGAUCCCUCCCAAGAUCACUGGGAGUUGGACUUUGAGGAGCUGACCUUGGGUAUGGAACUAGGCAGCGGCCAGUUCGGGCUGGUGCUGGAGGGGAGGUGGAGGGACAGGAAGGUGGCGGUGAAGACGAUAAGAGAAGCGUGCAUGUCCGAUGAGGAAUUUAAAGAAGAGGCAAGAGUCAUGAUGAAAUUGUCCCACCAUAAGCUUGUUGAGCUCUAUGGUGUGUGUACCCAGCAUUCUCCUAUGUGCUUGGUGUUUGAGUUCAUGGAGUAUGGCUGUCUGUCAGACUACCUGCGAUCCAACAAAGGGCAAUUAUCUCAGGAUGUGAUGUUGGGGAUGUGUCUUGAUGUCAGUGAGGGGAUGGCUUACCUGGAGAGCUCCAAUUUCAUCCACAGAGACCUGGCUGCUAGGAACUGCCUCGUUUCAAGUAACAAUGAGGUGAAGGUGUCAGACUUCGGUAUGACCAGAUUUGUUCUUGAUGAUCAGUACACAAGCUCUCUGUGCUCCAAGUUUCCUGUCAAGUGGUCGGCACCAGAGGUCAUCAAAUUCUGCAAGUUCAGCAGCAAGUCCGACGUCUGGUCGUUUGGUGUGCUCAUGUGGGAGGUGUACAACGAGGGCCGCCUGCCAUAUGACAACCGCUCUAAUUCUGAGGUGGUGGAGUCCCUGAAUGCAGGCUUGAGGCUUCUGAAGCCACGCUUGGCACCGCAGCCUGUCUACUUGCUAAUGGAGUGGGCCUGGAAGGAGAAACCAGAUGAUCGUCCAUCCUUUGCUCUGCUGCUGCAUGAGCUGGCCUCCCUCUCAGCAGACCUCUGAACCAAAAUAAGAGUUGUGAAAAUGAUGAAAAUAGCUAUAUUUAUUUUAUUUAUUGAGUGAUUACCUUUUGCUUGUCAAAUGUUGUUUAGACGUGUGAAGGUGUAUCACAGGCAAUUUUGAUUUUGCACUUUACCUGUAUCAUAGCUCAUACACUGUGUUGGCGGCUCAUUGCUGCAGGGGUGUAACAUAAAACUAAGGGGUGUAAAUAUAUAG
Messenger RNA from Scomber japonicus (chub mackerel), 2067 nucleotides. RefSeq names its product IL2 inducible T cell kinase (gene itk). Gene Ontology annotation, molecular function: ATP binding; non-membrane spanning protein tyrosine kinase activity; protein binding. The transcript has 17 exons. The record is from RefSeq and is a predicted model, not a curated record. Gene Ontology annotation, biological process: adaptive immune response; B cell receptor signaling pathway; intracellular signal transduction. Bases 1 to 1854 code for a protein of 617 amino acids. NCBI's taxonomy places the organism in Eukaryota, Metazoa, Chordata, Actinopteri, Scombriformes, Scombridae.